This is a messenger RNA of Rhizopus microsporus ATCC 52813, 1505 nucleotides long. RefSeq names its product cysteine desulfurylase. Gene Ontology annotation, biological process: [2Fe-2S] cluster assembly. Lineage: Eukaryota; Fungi; Mucoromycota; Mucoromycetes; Mucorales; Rhizopodaceae. The transcript is spliced from 5 exons. The coding region runs from base 39 to 1418 and encodes 459 amino acids. The record is from RefSeq and is a predicted model, not a curated record. Gene Ontology annotation, molecular function: cysteine desulfurase activity; pyridoxal phosphate binding. Gene Ontology annotation, cellular component: nucleus; cytosol; mitochondrion.
UCUCACAUUUUUUCUUCUUUUGUUUACUACGCAUAAACAUGUUGGGAAGAACAUUAAGACAAUCCGUUCUAAGAGCAAGCUUCUCUACAGCUAAAAGGACAGCAAUUCCUGCUACUUAUCGUCUAUUCUCUACUGGAUUGACAACCAAGCAGGAAGCAGAAGCCAUUAAGCCAACAGAAGGUUUCGAACAAACAGCAGUCAAAAAUGAAGGUCGACCUAUUUAUCUUGAUAUGCAAGCUACUAGUCCUAUGGAUCCUCGUGUGCUAGAUGCUAUGCUUCCAUACAUGACUGAAUUAUACGGUAACCCUCAUUCAAGAACUCAUAAAUAUGGUUGGGAAACUGAAGAAGCCGUUGAAAAGGCUAGAGAGUAUGUGGCCAAAUUGAUUAAUGCUGACCCCAAAGAAAUCAUCUUUACUUCUGGUGCAACUGAAUCAAAUAAUAUCAGUAUCAAGGGUGUUGCCAGAUUCUACAAGAACAAAAAGAGACAUAUCAUCACUACCCAAACUGAACAUAAAUGUAUUUUGGAAUCCUGUAGAUCUUUGCAGCAAGAAGGCUUUGACGUAACCUACUUGCCAGUUCAAUCCAAUGGCCUUGUCGACUUGAAGAAACUCGAGGAAGCCAUCCGUCCUGAUACCGCCCUUGUCUCCAUAAUGACCGUUAAUAACGAAAUUGGUGUUAUCCAGCCCAUUGAAGAGAUUGGCAAAUUGUGUAGGGCGAAAAAAGUCUUCUUCCAUACUGAUGCUGCACAGGCUGCCGGUAAGGUUCCUCUGGAUGUGAAUUCCAUGAACAUUGACUUGAUGAGUAUUUCGGGUCAUAAAUUAUACGGCCCUAAAGGCGUCGGUGCUCUUUAUGUUCGUAGAAGACCAAGAGUUCGUUUGGAGGCGGUGCAGAGCGGUGGUGGACAGGAAAGAGGUAUCAGAAGCGGUACCCUUCCUCAUCCUCUUGUUGUUGGUUUAGGCGAGGCCUGUAAGAUCGCUGUAGAAGAGAUGGAGUACGAUCACCAAAGAAUAUCUAACCUGUCUAAACGACUGAUUGAUGGAAUUACAUCCAAGAUUGAACAUGUUUAUCGUAACGGUGACCCUGUGCACAGUUAUCCUGGUUGUAUCAACCUAUCAUUUGCAUAUGUCGAAGGUGAAUCACUCAUCAUGGCUUUGAAGGAUAUUGCAUUGUCCUCUGGAUCUGCUUGUACUUCUGCAUCACUUGAACCUUCCUAUGUCUUGAGAGCUUUGGGUGCAGAUGAUGAAAUGGCACACAGUUCUAUUCGUUUUGGUAUUGGACGAUUCACAACUGAUGAAGAAAUUGAAUUUGUAAUUAAAAAGGUCAACCAACAUGUUGAUAGAUUAAGAGAAAUGUCACCUUUAUGGGAAAUGGUUCAAGAAGGUAUUGACUUGAAGUCCAUUCAAUGGUCACAGCAUUAAGCUUCUCCCUUAUUUAUGAAAUAAUAAAACUUGUAAUAUCACCUGCUAAAUAAACCACUAUUAAAGAAGAUAUGGAAAUACGUACGG